Molecule: messenger RNA, 858 nt
Organism: Xenia sp. Carnegie-2017
Lineage: Eukaryota; Metazoa; Cnidaria; Anthozoa; Malacalcyonacea; Xeniidae
Product: platelet-activating factor acetylhydrolase IB subunit alpha1-like
Exons: 4
Coding region: 36-614 (192 amino acids)
Source: RefSeq, a predicted model, not a curated record
UUUAGCAUAAUCGUUUUAUAAGAAAAGGGAAAAAAAUGUCAGCAAAUUGCAAUUUGGUAUUCAUUGGUGAUUCCAUUAUACAAAGAAUGCAGGAUAAAGAGAUUUGGACAAAACUUUUUGAGCCCCUGGGUUCUUUGAACUUUGGAAUUGGAGGUGAUUGCACUCAGCAUGUCUUGUGGAGGAUUCAAAAUGGUGAACUUGAGAACAUAUCACCUAAAGUUUUACAGGUUUUAGUUCUACUUGUUGGCACAAAUAAUGUUUCGAAUAUGCCAUCACAUACUGCUGCUAAUAUAGUGGAAGCAGUUGAAUCUAUUGUGUGGUACAUCAAUGGCAUCAAUUCAACUAUUAAAGUAUUAGUAUUGGGUUUAUUACCACGAGGUGAAAAUCCAAAUCAACUUCGAACAAAAAUUAUGGACAUAAACAGUCUACUAGAAUCGUCCAUCAAAAUUAUACCGAACGCGACAUUUUUAAAUGCCGAUCCUGGUUUCGUUAAUAGCGAAGGCAAAAUAUCAGAAAAUGACAUGUUGGAUUACUUACAUUUAACGCGAGCUGCAUAUGAAAAACUCUGUACAAAAAUUUACGAAGCUCUUAUUAGAUUAUUGAAAUAUUCAUAAUGACUACCAGAAACUAUGGAUUGUAAAUUUUAUUGUCUUUUAAAGUUUUAGAUAGAGGUAGUGAGCCUUACAUUUACUAGUAAUGAUGCAAUCCAUAAUUUAAUAUUUAUGUAAUUACUGUUGCUCACGGAAGCCGAGACAAAUUUCAUGAUAUUAAAUUUGACGAUAAAAAUUACUAAUCAUAAAAAAUAUUGGCUAAUUCAUUAAAAUUGCUUUAUCGAGACGGAACGAUAACUCUCCCAAA